ACCCUUUCAUUGAGCCUGACCUAUUUCGCGCAGUGAUCGCUGCCGAUUUCUUUGACGGCACAAUAUUCACAGACAAUUCUGUUUCGUCGAAGACAGGGAAGAUGGCAGAAGCUACACACGAAAGAACAGUUGUCAUUGCUAUGGAUGGGAGUCAUUUCGCAGCGUAUGCGUUCGAAUGGUAUAUGGACAAUGCUCACCGGAAGACGGACUACGUGAUUUUCGUCCACACCCCUGAAUUCCAUAACGCCUUGUCUUCAUCUUCAAAUACGGACUAUGUGGAUCCCACCAGCAAUGUUGUGAUGGACAUGUACCGAGCAGAGCAAAAGAAGGCCAGGGAACUCGUGCAGAGUCUGGGGCAGCGGCUCAAGGACGCUGGGGUUAGUGGGAAGGUCAGAUGUGAAACGGGGUUCCCCGGCCAAGCGAUCGUGAAGGUUGCCGAGGAGGAGCAGGCAGUGUUCAUCGUGACGGGGUGUCGCGGACAGGGCACCGUCCGACGAACAUUAAUGGGUAGCGUCAGCGACUACAUCGUCCACCACUCUCAUGUGCCUGUUGUCGUGUGCCGUCACAAAGGUCACUAUACCAAACACGACUUUCACUCCUCCCACAAGAAGAACUGACGGGGAGACAACUGAAUGUUUUCUAACAUCGAAGCACGCACAUCGAAUUGAAAUGUACACCUCGGGCGUUCUUGCACAAUCAGUUUCCUAAACAGUUCUCUUGGUCCCUCCAGUAGUCCCCCUCGAUUAUCCAGUGUAAGCCAGUAACAGAAUGGAGACAUAGUAGUCUAGUAUUGCACUGGAAUAUCGAAGGUGCUUUUUGUCGUAGAAUGUAGAUUUGUUAAGCCAAUAGAAACUUUGUCAGUCCUCUCGCAGUCCAUGGGAGGUCGCGUCAGGGGAGCUUUCUAGUAAAUCAUUUGGCACUGAGAAAGUGAGUGAAACAUUUCCUCUAAAACGAUUUUGAGAGGGCAGUUACGAAUGUAAAUGACAAAUGCAGUUGUUAUAUUAUAUACACCAGGUCGUUUCUGAGCGCCUUUUUGAAGAAACCUAACUGUACAUCGAGGAAAUACAUGUGUUGUGAUGGAUUUCUUUGUUAAAAUCGAAACUUUAGCAUCGGGUGGGAAUAUAUAUGUAUGUCAGUAUCUGCAUGUCAA
This is a messenger RNA of Haliotis rubra (blacklip abalone), 1150 nucleotides long. Its product is annotated as universal stress protein Sll1388-like. The transcript is spliced from 4 exons. The record is from RefSeq and is a predicted model, not a curated record. NCBI's taxonomy places the organism in Eukaryota, Metazoa, Mollusca, Gastropoda, Lepetellida, Haliotidae. The coding region runs from base 102 to 617 and encodes 171 amino acids.